Molecule: messenger RNA, 1791 nt
Organism: Mercenaria mercenaria
Lineage: Eukaryota; Metazoa; Mollusca; Bivalvia; Venerida; Veneridae
Exons: 2
Coding region: 1-1791 (596 amino acids)
Biological process (GO): proteolysis
Molecular function (GO): nucleic acid binding; zinc ion binding; aspartic-type endopeptidase activity
Source: RefSeq, a predicted model, not a curated record
AUGGCCGUAUUCGGGAAAAUAGACGAGUUUAACCUUUAUGGCGAAAACUGGGACGAAUACGAGGAAAGAUUAAUGCAUUAUUUUAUUGCCAAUAAAAUCGACGACAAUGAUAUUAAAAGGUCCAUACUGUUGUCGGUGUUUCAUCAGAGGAAACAAGGAGAGGGAGAAGGUGUUAGUCAGUAUUUAGCAGAACUGAGAAAAUUGAGUGAAAAUUGUGAAUUUAAAGAGUUUCUUGAUGAAGCACUUCGAGAUAGAUUUGUUUGUGGGUUAGCUGCACCAUCAAUUCAAAAGAAGCUACUGUCUGAAGAUAAAUUGACUUUGAAAAAGGCUGUCGAAAUUGCCGUGUCUAUGGAAAUGGCUGCGAAAGAGACUGUAAAACUUAAAACUGGUCCUGAAAUUGAAAUUAAACACAUAGCAAAUAAAUUUACGACUGGUCAAAAGGAGUGUUUUCGUUAUGGUAAAACAAAUCAUGAUUCAGACUCGUGUUUUCAUAAAAAAAGUCAGUGUCAUACAUGUAAACAAUAUGGUCAUUUAGGUAAACGGUGUCCUCAAAAACAGUCAAAAACUGGUAUGAAUUCAGCACAUCCGAAACCUAGUACAGCAAGGCCACAGCGUUCAGGUAAAUUUCCAUGGAAACCAAAGAAAAAUAAAUCCAAGGUACAAUAUUUUGAAAAUGCUGAAUCUGUUGCAUAUGAAUCCGAUGCUAGUAGUGUAGACAGUGACAGUCGAGAUUGGCCGUUAUUUACUAUUAAAUCUCCAAAACAGAAAGAAAUUGUAGUGAAUGUAGACAUUGAAGGCCAUUUUCAAAAAAUGGAACUUGACACUGGUGCUUCAGUUUCAAUACUUUCAGAGACUGAUUAUAAUCAACAUUUCAAUAACAUACCACUUAAAGAUAGUUCGGUUAUUCUGAAAACCUAUACCAAUGAAACAGUUCAGAUUUUGGGCGAAAUUAAUGUUAAUGUGUGCUAUGGUAGUCAGAAAGCUAACUUGCCUCUAGUUGUUGUGAAAGGUUCCGGUCCAGCAUUGUUUGGAAGGAAUUGGCUGUCAAAACUCACUUUAGAUUGGGGAAAAAUCAAAUUUACAUUCACUGAUCGAGGACUGUCUGCAGUCAAUGAACUACUGAAAAAGUUUCCUGGUGUAUUUGACAAUAAAUGUGGUACUAUGCAAGGAGUCACUGUCAAGUUGUCAGUGAAGGAUGGUAGUAAUCCUGUAUUUUAUAAACCUAGGUCGGUGCCUUAUGCUCUUCGUGAUAAGGUCGCUGUUGAAAUUGAUCGUCUUGUUAAAGAAGGAAUAAUCGAAAAAAUUUCCUAUUCAGACUGGGCUACACCAAUAGUAGCUAUUCAAAAGCCUAACAAAACGGUAAGGAUCUGUGGGGAUUAUAAAGUCACGAUUAACCCAGUGUUAGAUGUUCCAGAAUAUCCCUUACCUACCGCAGAAGAUGUUUUCCAAAAAUUAAACGGGGGUGAAAAAUUCACAAAAUUGGACUUAUCUCAUGCAUAUCAACAGGUGUUGCUUGAUAAAUCAUCAAGGAAGUACGUUACUAUUAAUACUCACCUGGGAUUGUUCCGGUAUCUCCGUCUACCAUAUGGCGUUGCGUCAGCUCCAGCAUUGUUCCAAGAGACAAUGGACAAAAUUUUGAAUGGGUUGGAGCAUGUAGGCUGCAUUCUGGAUGAUAUUAUUAUUACCGGGGUUGAUGACAAUGAACAUUUGCGUAAUUUGGAAAUCGUAUUACAGAGACUGAAUGAUAUGAAUAAAAUUAAACACUGCCAAAUGUUACUUCAUGCAAGAUGA